Megalobrama amblycephala (Wuchang bream) is the source of this 3144-nucleotide messenger RNA. RefSeq names its product solute carrier family 16 member 12a (gene slc16a12a). The coding region runs from base 784 to 2667 and encodes 627 amino acids. The record is from RefSeq and is a predicted model, not a curated record. Gene Ontology annotation, biological process: transmembrane transport; monocarboxylic acid transport. The transcript has 8 exons. Gene Ontology annotation, molecular function: monocarboxylic acid transmembrane transporter activity. Lineage: Eukaryota; Metazoa; Chordata; Actinopteri; Cypriniformes; Xenocyprididae.
AACUCAAAACAAACGGUGGGGGUAGGCUCUUAAAAGCAGGCUACAUAUUCUUUUUACAUUUAAAUAUUUCUCUUUAGGGUUUUCAAACAUUUCAGUAACCAAAAAAGUUAGUUUACAAUUCAUUCAGGGCGUAUUUUCACCUGGCUCUAAAGCACUCAUCAUGGCCAAAAAAGAAACACCGAUAGGUACGUUAUCGUAUAGGUUUGUUUGUAUAUUUAUUUAUUUGGCAACUAAAUGUAGGCUACUAGUGACAAUUUGACCAAAAACGCGUUUGGUUUGCUCGGGACGAACUUAAACAGAUUGCGUCAAGAGAACUUGCUAUUGAAAUUCCAUUAAAACAGUCGACCCCCUGAAAGUCAUUGUAUAAUAAUAUGCACACAUGGUGGGGUGAGAGGGAAAACAUGGCAAAUAUCCGACCCAGGACUGCAAGAAGCAGCCCCCUCUACUUCCACCUCGCGUUGGUUGGCUGUAGUUUCCGCCCUGCUGAUCUGUCCAAGCGCGCACACCGUGCAGUGAUGCAGAGCCAUGUGCGCCAAUAUGUACCACACUUUGGAGGAGAGCAGUGCUUGUGUUUGUUCCUCGUCUGCUCUAGAUUCUGUACACUGGGAAAUGUGUUUCAGAAAGGUGUUUCUUCAGUGAGGCAGACUGUUAAGUCUUUUUUAAUUUGAAGACUGCAAGUCAUCACAUCAGGUCUGACUGUGGUCUGGUUUACCAGACAGAGUUUGAGAUUUUGCUUGAUGGCAUUUAAAAGCUCCUUAUAGUUAUAGAGAAGGACCAGAAGUAAUGAGAGAAAAACAGCAAGUAAAUAUGUCCCAAACAGAGCCGGAGAGAGCAAAACCAGCUGAAACUGGACAGAAAAGGAAACAAGAGGCUGAAAGGAGUGAGAGAGUGAGGGAGAGGAUGAAGAGAGGAAGCAUCUUGUCCAACAGAAGUCUAGAGAUGAGUGAAAAAAAUCCACAUUCAGCGGCCACUCCGGAUGGCGGAUGGGGCUGGAUGAUCGUGGCUGGAUGUUUUCUCACCACCGUUUGCACACGUGCGGUCACUAGGUGUGUUUCCAUCUUUUUUGUGGAAUUCCAGUCAUACUUUUCCAGAGAUUAUUCUGCAACUGCAUGGAUACACUCUCUGCUGGACUGCACUACAAUGUUGUGUGCACCACUGGGUAGUUACAUAGGGAACCGCCUCUCUUCUCGCAUUGCUGUGAUUAUUGGUGGACUUCUUUCCUCUGCUGGUCUGCUGCUCAGCUCACUGGCCACCAGCGUAGAGUUCCUGUAUCUUACACUUGGUGUUCUUACAGGUGUGGGAUUUGCUCUUAGUUACACUCCUGCAAUCGCCAUGGUGGGUUCUUACUUCAGCGAGAGAAAAGCGCUGGCUUACGGGAUCGCCAUGUCAGGCAGCGGCAUUGGAACCUUCAUACUAGCACCGGCUGUGCAACUCCUCAUUGAGUUCUUCUCCUGGAGGGGUGCGCUGCUCAUUCUGGGGGGUUUGGUGUCCCACCUGUGUGUCUGUGGAGCCCUUAUGAGGCCUUUGGAAGGCCAGAGAGGGAGGCAGAAGGAGAUGGACUUGGAGAGUGACAAAAGGGUUGAUUUGCUGAAUGUGAAAAUUGCUGAUGCAGUCCUCAGUGUUGAAUUGAGCGCACAGGAAUGGAGAUCAGUGGAGGUAAAACAUAUGGAUACAGAUAAAAUGAUUAAAGAGAGAGGGGGAAAAGAACAAGCUGAGAAUAUGCAGAGGGAUGGAAAAGAACAGAUGGAGGCAGAUAAGUCAGAGCCCUGUGAUGCAAAGCAUACGCACUCCGAUGAGGAACUAAACUAUAGACGGGAUCUCUCUGAAGACUCCGAGACUGUGAGCAAAAACACAGAUGAAUGGAACAUCUCAGUCCCAGCUUUAGUACAUUCAGAUGGUGGCCGUUUGCCCACCAAUCAAGAGAAUACAGCUAUCUCAGAAUCAAAAUCCGAAGCAGUCGCUAACCACACCACUCUGGCGCAAUCAAAGGUGGUAAACACAAACAUACUGAAGGAGUCCAAGGAAAAUUUAUGGUCUAUCGUAAGGAAACCCAUAUUGAGAGAAUAUUCCUUCCUGUUGAUACCAGACUUCCUGUUGCUGUUGGUGUCCUACCUGUUCCUUGCAUAUGGUUGCAGUGUACCGUUUGUGUAUCUUGUGCCCUAUUCACUGAGUGCAGGCGUCAGCCCUCAACAGGCAGCAUUACUCAUGUCCAUACUUGGAGUGUCAGGGAUUGUCGGAACUAUCACUUUUGGAUGGAUUGCUGAUAGAAAGUGUUUAAGGCCAUAUAGGGUGGUGAGUUACAUGCUAGCUGUGGGGUCAGAAGGGCUGAGUUGUCUCUUUCUGCCUCUGCUGAAUGGUUUUUCCCUACUCGUCCCCUUUUCUCUCAUCUACGGCUACUUUGAUGGAGCUUACGUGGCACUUAUUCCUGUGGUGACCUCUGACACUGUCAGUUCUACCCACCUGACCUCAGCUCUGGGAGUUGUUUACUUCCUCCACGCCAUCCCCUACCUCAUCAGCCCACCUAUCGGAGGUUGGCUAGUGGAUCAGACAGGCUCCUACACAGCUACAUUCUUCCUCAGUGGAGUCUCUCUGAUCUGCAGUGCUGUGAUUCUGGCCGCUGUGAGAGUGAUCAUCCGCUGCACUAGAGGGAGCUCUUGCAUAAACUGACUCACAGCCAGGUACAGGAGAUUUCUAAAGCAGUAGAAAAGUACAGCAAUAUUGCAAAGCUCUCAUCAGUGAGAUGGACUGCCAUAAACAUAAGCUCAAACCUCCCAAAAUACAGGAUUUUACUUAUAAUUUCAUGUUUUAAAGGUGAAAUUUUGUGCUUGAGACUGAAAGUAACUUCUAUAAAAUGUUCCAAAUAUUUUAAUGAGUUUGCUACAAAAGAAACUGAUUCCAUAUUUGACAUUCAUUUGUUAUUUGUCUCUCAAGCAGAUUGAAUCUGAUUGGCUAGUCAGAUAAACAGAUGUCCUUUGCCCAGUAGUUACAUGUAUACUGCUCCAUUCACAGCUCAAUGUAUUUAUAAUGUACACUACCAUUCAAAAGUUGUAAGAUUGUAAGAUUUUACCCCCGGUUUCACAGACAAGGCUUAAGCUAGUCCCAGACUAAAAAGCAUGUUUGAGCUGUUUUAACUGAAAGCAACUU